GACCUGCUGGUGAUCACGAUGACAGUGCUGAAAACGCUGUCUCUAUUGACCAUAAAUAAGUUGACGCUGGUCCCCAUGACUCUAGAGGAAUGUUCAGCAUAUUCAAUCGAUCAUUCUUUCACACCAAACACCGUUCGUUCCCGAAAUCAUGGUUGCCCUCAAAUUUGUGCAAUAUAUUUUGGCGUUUUCGUCAGCCCCUUUAAUAGUUUCCGGUGCUGUUGCACCCCUCGAAAAACGAUGGCCUCUAGAAAUUGUUGAAUCCAUUCAUAGCCCUUCAUGGCCGGAGUUUAUCAGCACAACCACACGGUGGUCUAACUACCAUGCCCCCACUUUCGAUUGGGCCUUUGUUCCCAAGUCCGAGAAAGAAUUGUCUGUUGGUCUUAAUUUUUUCUCAAGGAAAAAUAUGACAUGGCUCGCCAAAUCGGGGGGCCAUGGAUACUCUGCAACUCUUGGUAGUGUCAAAGACACGAUCAUGAUAAACAUGAAAGGUUUCAAGUACGCCAAAAUGAAUCCCGACAACACGGUAACUGUGGGGAGUGGAGCAACCUUCCAGGAUGUAGCAGACGCCGUUGGAGCUGCCGGUAGAGAACUUACCAUCGGAUCAUGUCCCUGCGUAGGAGCUACCGGCGCCAUGCUCGGUGGCGGUAUUGGACGGCUUCAAGGCAAGCAUGGUCUGACGAGUGAUGCAGUUCGUAAAGUUCGCAUGGUGCUCUGGGACGGCACUGUCGUCGAAGCUUCUGAAAAUUCUCACCAGGGCCUCUUUUGGGGUGUACGCGGUGGUGGUCAGAACUUCGGUAUAGUGAUCGAGACGACUUUAGAGACAUUUCCCCAAUCGAACGGCGGUCUCCACUACAUGGCAGACAUGCAGUUCGAUGGCGAGUCUCUGGAGUCUAUCAUUGACAUUAUCAACGGCUUGUUCCCGGUUGACCCUGCUUUGUCUUUGGUAAUCAUUAUCGCAGUCGAUCCUGAAUCAUUCAAGCCUUUGGUGGCGAUGAAUUUAGUAUACGCUGGCGCCAAAGAAGACGGAGAAAAAUACACGAGAAUGUUUGCGCCAUUCAGUAUUUCCCGUAAUGAGACGGUCAUUCCGUGGGCACAAUUGGGCUACGCCGCCGCUGGCGGCGCCGUCGCGAUCAAGUGUGAGACGGGCCAGAGCCAUAGCAUGUAUGGGUCUGUCGUUAAAACACUGGAUGCGCCCACUUUCCGCCGCUUUUUCGAUUCGUUUAGCUCAUUUGUAGACACAAACAGAGCUCUCGUCAACAGUACGAUCCUAUUGGAGGUUUUUGGCCUGGACGGAAUCGAACGCCGUCCUGCUAGUUUCUCCGCGUUUCCGCACCGUGAAACAUUCAACAACCUGGUGGAAAUUGAAAUGGCUUACACCGACAACACGAUAGCUGACGCUGCUGACGAUUGGGCUCGCGGAUGGCGCGAUACAAUGUCUUCCCCUGAUGUGUCUGGGUACGAGCAAAUGGUUCAGUAUCAAAACUAUGCACAUGGUGAUGAACCUUUAUCAGCCCUGUACGGAUAUGCAAAGUGGCGUCAUGCACUUCUCACUGGGCUGAAGAGGAGGUAUGAUCCACAUGGGUUCUUCAAUGGGUAUCACGCUGUCCCUGCAGACCUUGCGGGCUGGAGCUGAAAGUUCCAUUGUCAGAACCGUUCUUUGUGACAGUGGACUUCCAACCCCUCUCAUCAUGUUUUGAGGUUGAAAUGAUUGCUUCAUAUGGACUGUAUGGAUUGCUGAUGGGUAUCUGAGUGGGGUCUCUCUUUUGUGUGUACAUUAGUCAGUUUUGAGAUAGA
This is a messenger RNA of Coccidioides posadasii C735 delta SOWgp, 1794 nucleotides long. RefSeq lists its product as uncharacterized. The record is from RefSeq and is a predicted model, not a curated record. Gene Ontology annotation, molecular function: FAD binding. NCBI's taxonomy places the organism in Eukaryota, Fungi, Ascomycota, Eurotiomycetes, Onygenales, Onygenaceae.